AUCCGGACGUCACCUGUAGCGACACCAAGAAGAUCGCCGUCACUACCACAAUCCACCACUCGUAGUAGUAGUAGUACUCUGGCCAGAACUCCUACAUCCAGCAGCAAAAAGAAAAAGAGAUCCUCCUCCUCGAAACGUUCCUCCAAGAAGGAUUCACCCCCUCUUCCUACACUCCAACUUUGGACGACGAAGAAUCGGAUCCAGUCAAAUACUUUCCCGCCAUUCAAGCGGCUCAGGCAAAAGCUAAAGCAGCUGCCGAAGCUAAAGCCAAAGAAGCUGCUGAAGCAAAAGCCAUCAAACGACAACCUUCUGUGGCAUCGGCUUCUCUGCAAUCCUCCUCGGCUUCCACCAAAAAGAUUGCCACAACCAACACUAAAAGAAGAAAAAGAACAACAAACCCAAAACAAGGGCAGCACCAAGUCCCGUUCCCUUUGAUGAAGAUCCUACCAUUAUGGAACUGGAAAAGGCAUUUUCCAAGGAUGUCACAGAGUACACCAUGGACGAGGAAGACGACGAUGAUGAUGAUGAUGACUUGGUGGAUGACGACGAAGUCGACUUGUUUGACGAAGAACUCAAUCAUGGCUGCGGGGUCACCACCACUCCCAAUGGUACCACAGUAGUCAGUUGCAAUCCGGCGGCCGCCGGAUGCGGAAACCCUGCCUUGCCCACCACCAACGAAGAUGUAUCGCGACAAUUGCUCGAAGCCUUUAACUGCGGCGAUGAUUUCACAGAGUUUAGUGGGUCGGCCGUUCACCAUGCCAAACAACGAUCCUGUCGACUGGUGGAUGCCUUUUACGAUAAUACGUGUGGGAAUUACAGAGACGCCGUCCACAUGAAACGACCCUAUUACGAUGAACGGUUUGCGCAGCGGUUCAUAAAGGAUAUCAUGGAAGAAGGAUUGAACGUGCUUUGGCAUCUCCCCCCUUCCGACGAAGACUCCACAUUGGACAGUGCCAACUGGUCAGGACGAAGUGUUGUCAUGACCGUUAAAGCGGGGUCGAGUUACUCAACAAAUAGCAAUGACGUCAUGCCCAAAUUGUGUUGGACUACUCUGGGCGGGGGAAAGGAUGAGAGCAAACUAGCUCGGUGUCUUGUUCCUUUGCUCAAGAUUCAAUCUGUGUCAACGUUUCGGGAUGCUCCUCCCGUGGUGGGGUCUCUUGGUGAUGAAAUCAAAGAAGAGGAACUGACGGGAACGUCGUGUGGGGUCAAUUUGAAACCUGUGACUGUGGACGAGGAAGAUGUGUGUCUGUUUGCCAUUACCACCGAGGAAGGUGAUGUUCAAGUCUUUGAAGCAGCAUCAUCACGAGAACGUGAUGUAUUUGUCACUGGUCUCAAAAAUGUGAUUGCUCGAUUGAGCUUUCAUGUCAUUGUCGGAGAUGCCGGUGCUUCCUCGGAGCUCUAUUAUCAACACGACAAGCAGUCGCCCGAGGGACAGUUGCCCUCGAUCCCCAGUAGUCCCGCCCAAAAUAUGAAUCGAAUUGCCCACGCACUGUUGGAUUGACGAUCGAUUGAUGCAACAGUAUUUAUUUGUUGACUUGGGCGUGGUAACACGAAGACUCAACUGUAACCAACCACCCUGUAACGCACGUAACAAGUUCCUCUAUAAAUGCAGCAAGUAAUUCCGUGAUUCCGUGUCAAUGGUGUGAACGCAGUUUCGAGUUCUCUAUCCCGAACCAUGCCCGGAAAGCUCUGCCAUCUCACACGGUACUAGUAGACUACAGUGUACAUGGAGAAACACAAGCCAUCCCAGUCCCCACCCAGCUUUGAGCCAUCCAAGCACUUCCAAUACUGUAGCUAAUAGCCUGCACCGCUGACCCCCACGGAACAGGUCACUUCCACCUAUUUUGCCGCUGUUAUGUUAUACC
Messenger RNA from Seminavis robusta, 1865 nucleotides. Lineage: Eukaryota; Bacillariophyta; Bacillariophyceae; Naviculales; Naviculaceae. The record is from the annotation of a GenBank genome assembly.